AUGGAUAAGCCUACCGCGGCUCGUGGCAGCGGAGCCCGACCGGGUUCUAUGGCGUACCGAGCGAGAUUGGCGAUGGUACCACAGCCGGAGAUGGCACUAAAAUGCCCACGUUGUGAUUCUACAAACACCAAAUUCUGUUAUUUCAAUAAUUACAGCCUUACUCAGCCGAGACACUUUUGUAAAACCUGCCGGCGGUACUGGACGCGCGGCGGCGCUCUUAGAAAUGUGCCGGUCGGUGGAGGGUUUCGUAAGAACAAGAAGAAGAAGAAAUCUAACCGAUCUAAGUCUCCAAUUGCUACUCAAAUUGAAAUGGGAAAUUCAAGAACAAUUGAGAGCCAUUUCCCAUCACAAUCUUUUCAAUUACCUUCAAUUCCAUCUCUCUCUCGCUUUGGAGCAAACAACUCAGCCCUAAACUUCGCCGGAAUUCACAUCGGAAACACAAAUUCCGGCAGGGAAUCGGAGCAAUGGCAGCGUUCUCAGCAACAACUGCCGUUCAUCAUUGCCGGACUCGAACCACCAACUCCCGCCGCUGCUUACCCACAAAACCUUCAAACCGAAGUCGACAACUUCGGUUGCCACCAACAAAUUCAGAAUUCGACACCCUUUUUUAGGAUUCCGAUGAAAAACAAAGAACAAGAACAAGAACAAGGAAUUUUAUCGAACUUCCUACGACCAGCGGAUCAAAACAGCCACUUUUGGGGAUGUGAUCAUCAAAAUUCAUGGACGGAUUUAUCAGCUAUCAGUUCAUCUUCAAGCAGCCAUCUUUUGUAAGAAUUUAUGUUAAUGUAACCUUAAAAAAAACAAAAAUAAAUGUAGAGAGUCAAUAUCGUGAUGUUCUAAAUUUGGUUUGUCGUGUUCUUAUUUUAAGAAAACCCCCUCCUUUUUCUUUGGGUAUCAAAUUAUUUGUUUUGUUAUAUCAUAUGUUAU
This is a messenger RNA of Cucurbita moschata (crookneck pumpkin), 927 nucleotides long. Its product is annotated as dof zinc finger protein DOF3.6-like. The transcript has 3 exons. The record is from RefSeq and is a predicted model, not a curated record. Gene Ontology annotation, biological process: regulation of DNA-templated transcription. The coding region runs from base 1 to 771 and encodes 256 amino acids. Gene Ontology annotation, molecular function: DNA binding; DNA-binding transcription factor activity. NCBI's taxonomy places the organism in Eukaryota, Viridiplantae, Streptophyta, Magnoliopsida, Cucurbitales, Cucurbitaceae.